Molecule: messenger RNA, 1703 nt
Organism: Zea mays
Lineage: Eukaryota; Viridiplantae; Streptophyta; Magnoliopsida; Poales; Poaceae
Product: 4-coumarate--CoA ligase-like 5
Exons: 6
Coding region: 190-1506 (438 amino acids)
Molecular function (GO): CoA-ligase activity
Source: RefSeq, marked provisional
CCCUUGGCCGCGAGCCGCCCGGCGCUCGUAGACGCUGGCACGGGCGAGUCCGUCCCGCUCCCGGCCUUCCUCUCCAGGCUGCGCGCGCUCGCCGCCGCGCUCCGCGCCCGGCUCCGCCUCGGCCCGGGCGACGUCGCGUUCGUGCUCGCGCCCGCGGGCGUCCACGUCCCCGUGCUCUACUACGCGCUCAUGUCCGUGGGCGCCGUCGCGUCCCCGGCCGACCCGUCCCUACCCGCCGCCGAGGUCUCCCGCCUGCUCGCGCUCUCCGACCCGCGCGUCGCCUUCGCCGUCGCGGGCACCAGGGGCAAGCUCCCUCCCGGGCUCCCCACCGUGCUGCUCGACUCGCCGACGUUCCUCUCGUUCCUGCACGAGCCCGAGGACGCGGCGGUGGUCCGGCAGUCGGACCCGGUGGUGGUCCGGCAGUCGGACCCGGCGGCGGUGCUGUACUCGUCCGGGACCACGGGGCGCGCCAAGGCGGUCGUGCUGACCCACGGCAACCUCAUGGCCAGCAACGUGACGCGGGCGCCCGCGGCCGGGGAGACCCUCAUGCUCGCCGUGCCCCUCUUCCACGUGUACGGCUUCACCUUCUGCCUGAGGGCGGCGUCGGCGGCGCACACGCUGGUGCUGCCCGCGGCCAGGAGGAGGUUCGACGCCGCGGCGGUCCUGGGCGCGGUGGAGAGGUUCGAAGUGACGCGCCUGGCGCUGGCGCCACCCGCGCUGCUCGCCAUCGUGCGCGCCGCCGAGGAGGACGCGGCGGCGCCUGCCCGCGCAGCCUCGCUGCAGGCUGUGAGGUGCGGCGGCGCCCCCGUCGCGGCUGACCUCAUCGCGCGCUUCUCGCGCGUGUUCCCCGGCGUAAGCCUCGCGCAGGGGUACGGCCUCACGGAGACUACAGCCGGAUUCUGCCGCGCCGUCGGGGAGGAGGAAAGCGCGCGAGUGGGAUCCGUGGGGCGUCUCUCAUGGGGCGCCCAGGUGAAGGUCGUUGAUCCGGAGACGGGGGCAGCCCUGCCUCCUGGCGUGGCAGGGGAGCUUUGGGUCCGAGGCCCUUUCGUGAUGAAAGGUUACCUUGGCGACGACGAUUCCACGUCUGAGAUCUUGGACAGCCAAGGAUGGCUGAGGACAGGAGAUCUCUGCUACAUCGACCAGGAUGGAUUCGUCUUCAUCGUAGACCGUCUCAAGGAGUUGAUCAAGUACAAAGGCUACCAGGUGCCUCCUGCAGAGCUCGAAAACCUGCUGCAGACACACCCUGACAUUGAUGAAGCCGCAGUUGUCCCAUACCGUAGUGACGAGGAUGGUGGGGAGUUGCCGGUAGCGUUCAUCGUCAGACGCCCAGGAAGCCACCACUUGCAGGAAUCACACAUCAAAGACUUCGUCGCCAAACAGGUCGCGCACUACAAGCGGAUCCACCAUGUUUUCCUUGUGGAUUCGAUACCGAAGAACGCGUCGGGCAAGAUUUUACGCAGGGACCUGGCCAAGCUAGCGUCGCGGCGCAUUAGCUCCAAGCUAUAGGUCAAUAGGUGCAUUGUAUGUGUGACGUCCAUUUCUUUCCUUCUCUUGUUGCAAUGUACUAGCAGACACUGUCAGACUUGUAGUUAUUACCAUACCGGUUUAUUUAAUCAAGACAUGGAGAGUAAUCGUGUAGCCUCUCAACAAGAAAAAAGAUAAGUACACAGUACUGGCUUGGCAAACCAUCUGCACUAUACCAG